AUGGCUAGAUUCCACGAAUAUCAGGUGGUUGGUCGCAAGCUCCCUUCCGCUCAGGAGGCUGCCCCCAAGCUCUACCGCAUGAGAAUUUUCGCUCCCAAUGUCGUUGUUGCCAAGUCUCGCUUCUGGUACUUCUUGAAGAAGCUUCGCAAGGUCAAGAAGGCCGCUGGUGAGAUCGUUUCCGUCAACGAAAUCUCCGAGAAGCGUCCCGAACAGAUCAAGAACUUCGGUAUCUGGCUCCGUUACGAUUCUCGCUCUGGCACCCACAACAUGUACAAGGAAUACCGUGAGAUGUCCCGUGUCGAAGCCGUCGAAACCUGCUACCAGGAUAUGGCUGCUCGUCACCGUGCUCGCUUCAGCUCCAUUCAGAUCAUCCGCGUUGCCGAGAUCGCUUCUGCCGAUAUCCGUCGCCAGUACAUCAAGCAGCUCUUGACUCCCAAGCUUUCCUUCCCCUUGCCCCACCGUAUCCAGCGUGCUGAAAAGGGUCACCGUUCCCUUUUCGUGGCCAAGCGUCCCAGCACUUUCUACUAA
Radiomyces spectabilis is the source of this 528-nucleotide messenger RNA. RefSeq names its product 60S ribosomal protein L18ae. The transcript has 3 exons. Gene Ontology annotation, biological process: translation. Gene Ontology annotation, cellular component: cytosolic large ribosomal subunit; ribosome. Gene Ontology annotation, molecular function: structural constituent of ribosome. Bases 1 to 528 code for a protein of 175 amino acids. NCBI's taxonomy places the organism in Eukaryota, Fungi, Mucoromycota, Mucoromycetes, Mucorales, Radiomycetaceae. The record is from RefSeq and is a predicted model, not a curated record.